UAUUUCUUUUUAAUUAGUUGGUUGCCAUUGAGAGUUGGUUGGGCGAAAUAUUGUGGAACGACGAAUAAAAAACUGGAAAGAGAAAUAAAUUUUCAGACUAGUGUGAAGCAGAAACAGAGAAAGUAGCAGAUAAUGAUGGCCAAAUGCACCGCAGCUCCUCCUGGCGAAGCUCAGCUCUUCCGAACCCUCAGUGGUCUUCAACAACUGGCGGAAACCCGUCGUUUCAAGCAUCAACUGGGGAACUCUAAAUCAAGUCUUUCGAAACCGAAAUCAGUGGAGGAGGUGAAGCAGUACAGGUCUGAGCUAAGGACCAGGGAUAGCCUGGGUCACUUGGUAGAGAAUUAUGAGAUCUCUUCCCGAGUGUUAGUUAGGCCAGCUGGGGUAGAGGAAAGGGCGUGCUCUGCUCCUCGGGAUCACUGGAUGCCUGUGUAUUCCCACUAUUUGAUAGCGGAACUCAGGUUUCCACUUCCUGAGUUGCUAAUAGGUUUAUUGUUAGAUUACAAUAUAGGGUUGACACAAUUGGUCCCCAAUGCAAUGAGGGGGGGAAGUAGGAGGGAUAAAGGGUGGUAUUAUUUCACCCCUAGGGUAGCUAAGAAGGAGAGUAGGAUUUUAUUUACUACGGGUCCUUCAUCCAUUAAGGGAUGGAAGGAAAAAUUCUUUUUUGUGGAUGAUACGGAGUGGGGGAAGGGGGAUGUCGAGGUGAGGGCGUUAGCUUCCUGGAAGGCCAAAAGGGCCAACCAGAAUAGGUUUAGCUUAAAUGGGGAUGAGGAGGAAGAAGUGAGGAAGUUGGUGAGGAAGAGGGGAGAUGAAUUGAAUAUCAUGGACCUCACCAGCGCAGCAUGUAUAGAAGCUGCUGAGCUCUAUGGGCCAAGCGCUCUAAGUGAAGCUGAAAUGGACCAAUUUCUAAACACUGCUAGAGGAGCGCCCAUCCCCAAGAAGCCAAGGAAGAAGUCAAAGACUUCAACCAAGAAAGUGGAUGAGGGGAGGACUGGGAAAGAGGUGGUGCCCUUGGCUUCAGUUGAGACGGAGGAGGAUGUGCCAGCGUUGAAGAGGAAGGGUUGGGAGGAGAGGAGGGCAUUGCAGAAGAAGCAGAAGGUGGUGGAGGAGGAAGAGGGGAAUGGGGUUCCUGAGUUUGUACCUCAGCCUCCUCCUGUUGAGCUGAACCCUGAGCUCAGACGGUUGGAGGAGGGGGCUGAGGUACGGGCUCCUGGUAAGGGAAAGGGCCUUGUUUCCCCGGUGGUGCCUCAGAGCAACUUAUUCGAGGCAAAGAACAUAAUGGGGGCUAGGUGGUUCAUCAACAGCACCUUCCCCGAAGUGGACAAGCGCAAUGCGCGGGAGGAAGCUCUGAGGUACGGGGGAGCAUCUGUUGUGAAGCAUGUUCUUGAGAGCGCAAAUUGGGUGAAUGGUCUAGCCCAGGAGUUCAGGGAGAGUAUAAAGGAGCGCGCACUCUUGCAGAGGCAGUGUGACCAGCUACAGAAGGAGAAGGAGGAGUUGGAGAAGAAAAAUAAAGAUCUGCAAGAGUCGUUGGACGAGGUGGUUCCAACUGUGAAGCAGUUGGAACAGGAGAGGUGGGAGGAUGAUGCAAACGGACGUGCUGUUUUCCCUCCACAGUUCGACUUCGAGUUCGUGGUAGUGGAGGAAGAAAGGGCAGAGGUAAAGGAAGACCAGGUGGAGGCAGGAGUGGAGGGAGCUGAAGUGGAUGAGAGCCAACCAGUUCCAGAAGUGGAGAUUCAUCCAGUUCCCUCCGACAAUGAGCAACCUCCUUUGCCAGACGAGCAGCAGCCAAGACAGCCACCUCUUCCAGCUGAAGAGGAGCCAGUGGAGCCACCUCCUCCAGUAGAGAACUAAUUUUGUUUGUGUUUUUUAUUUUUUGUAAAGACAUUUAAACAGCUUGUAAUAGUUAUUUUAGUUGAAAUGAGAAUUUGUAUUUGAAAUCAUGUGUUUGUUUAUAUUUGCUUUACAUUUUUGGUAUUAUGUUUUAUUAAUAAAAGAACUGAGAUUGU
Molecule: messenger RNA, 2003 nt
Organism: Rubroshorea leprosula
Lineage: Eukaryota; Viridiplantae; Streptophyta; Magnoliopsida; Malvales; Dipterocarpaceae
Source: the annotation of a GenBank genome assembly